GGAGAGGGGGGCACCCACUUCCUCCUGCUCGCCGGCUCCCUGGCCUGGGACGGUCCCGGCGCCCUCGCACCGGCCCCCCGCACCGCCACCCUCCCUGUCCUCCCCCCGUCCCACUCGCGCCCCCGGCGCCCGCCCUCGCCCGGCGCCGCCAGUCUGCUGGGCCCUCUGGGCACCCUCUCCAGCCUCCCCCCCCACCCCCCACCUCUCCCCGGAGCCAGGCUGGUUUCGGAAAUGCCCUUACAGCAGCAGGCAAAGCGAAGGCUGGAGCUGGGAGAAAGUGGUCAUCAGUACCUCUCAGAUGGUUUAAAAACCCCCAAGGGCAAAGGAAGAGCUGCACUACGAAGUCCAGAUAGUCCAAAAACUCCAAAAUCUCCCUCAGAAAAAACACGGUAUGAUACGUCACUUGGUCUGCUCACCAAGAAGUUCAUUCAGCUACUGAGCCAAUCCCCCGAUGGGGUCUUGGAUUUGAACAAGGCAGCCGAGGUGCUUAAAGUGCAAAAGAGAAGAAUUUAUGACAUCACCAAUGUGCUGGAAGGCAUCCACCUCAUUAAGAAGAAAUCGAAAAACAACGUCCAGUGGAUGGGCUGCAGUCUGUCUGAGGAUGGGGGCAUGCUGGCCCAGUGUCAAGGCCUGUCAAAAGAAGUGACCGAGCUCAGUCAAGAAGAGAAGAAAUUAGAUGAACUGAUCCAAAGCUGCACCCUGGACCUCAAACUGCUAACCGAGGAUUCAGAGAAUCAAAGGUUAGCUUACGUUACAUAUCAAGAUAUUCGAAAAAUUAGUGGCCUUAAAGACCAAACUGUUAUAGUUGUGAAAGCCCCUCCAGAAACAAGACUUGAAGUGCCUGACCCAGUAGAGAGCCUGCAAAUACAUUUGUCAAGUACCCAAGGACCCAUUGAGGUUUAUUUGUGUCCAGAAGAGACUGAAACACACAGUCCCAUGAAAACAAACAACCAAGACCACAAUGGGAAUAUCCCUAAGCCCACUUCCAAAGAUUUGGCUUCAACAAACUCAGGACAUAGUGAUUGCUCCAUUUCUACAGCAAGCCUUUCUCCUUUGGCCUCCCCAGCCAACCUUUUACAGCAGACUGAGGACCAAAUUCCUCCCACCCUAGAAGGACCCUUUGUGAACUUAUUGCCCCCCCUGCUCCAAGAAGACUAUCUGCUAAGCCUUGGGGAGGAAGAGGGCAUCAGUGAUCUCUUUGAUGCUUAUGAUUUGGAAAAGCUCCCACUGGUGGAAGACUUUAUGUGUAGUUGAUUCUGCUU
Molecule: messenger RNA, 1262 nt
Organism: Choloepus didactylus (southern two-toed sloth)
Lineage: Eukaryota; Metazoa; Chordata; Mammalia; Pilosa; Megalonychidae
Product: transcription factor E2F3
Exons: 1
Coding region: 232-1254 (340 amino acids)
Biological process (GO): regulation of transcription by RNA polymerase II
Cellular component (GO): RNA polymerase II transcription regulator complex
Molecular function (GO): RNA polymerase II cis-regulatory region sequence-specific DNA binding; DNA-binding transcription factor activity, RNA polymerase II-specific; protein dimerization activity
Source: RefSeq, a predicted model, not a curated record